AUGUCGUCAUCAUCCGCUCAAUCUAGAUUAUCGCAGGUUGCCAACAUCAUAAGCCCUACCAAGGCCCCCAACUCCCACCAAUCACUCACUCCUGACCACCCUUUCAAGAUUGCUGUUAUUGGAUCAGGAAACUGGGGUACCACCAUAGCUAAAGUUUUGGCUGAAAAUGCUCUUUCUAGACCUCACUUGUUUAGCCACUAUGUUAAAAUGUGGGUAUUUCAAGAACAAAUCGAUGGUAAGAACUUGACUGAUAUUAUAAAUAUCCAAAAUGUCAAUAUCAAAUACUUGCCAGGUGUCAAAUUACCUUCAAACUUGGUUGCUGAGCCCGAUUUAUUAAAGACGGUUGAAGGUGCCGAUUUGAUUGUGUUUAACUUGCCUCAUCAAUUCUUGCCUAAAAUCUUGAAACAAUUGAAAGGCAAUGUACCACCAACCGCUAGAGCCAUUUCCUGUUUGAAAGGAUUAGAAGUCAACAAGGAAGGUUGUAAAUUACUCAGUACCUACAUCACUGAAGAGUUGGGCAUUGUAUGUGGUGCUUUAUCAGGAGCCAACUUGGCCCCUGAAGUUGCUAGAGGUAAAUGGUCCGAAACCACUAUUGCCUACACUUUACCCAACGACUACCGUGGCCCUGGUAAGGACAUUGAUGAAUACGUCUUGAAGGCGGCUUUCCAUAGACCUUAUUUCCACGUCAAUGUUAUUGAAGACGUGGCUGGUGUUUCGGUUGCCGGUGCUUUGAAGAACGUGGUUGCUUUGGCUGUUGGAUUUGUUGAGGGUUUAGGAUGGGGUGAUAAUGCCAAAGCAGCCAUCAUGAGAGUUGGAUUAUUAGAAACCAUCAAGUUUUCAGAAAUGUUUUUCCCCGAAUCGAAAGCAUCUACAUUUACGGCUGAAUCAGCUGGUGUUGCUGAUUUAAUUACUACAUGCUCUGGUGGUAGAAAUGUUAAAGUUGGUAGAUACAUGGCCCAGACUGGUGCAUCGGCCGAAGCUGCUGAAAAGAAAUUGUUGAAUGGACAGAGUUCACAGGGUAUUGUAACUGCUAAAGAAGUGCAUGAGUUGUUGGUUAAUGUUGAUAAAUUGGAUGAUUUCCCUCUUUUUGAAGCUACUUAUCAAAUCAUUUAUGGAUCUGAAUCUAUUGAAAACUUGCCUCAUUUGUUGAAUUCCGAUUAA
Molecule: messenger RNA, 1161 nt
Organism: Lodderomyces margitis
Lineage: Eukaryota; Fungi; Ascomycota; Pichiomycetes; Serinales; Debaryomycetaceae
Gene: GPD1
Product: glycerol-3-phosphate dehydrogenase (NAD(+))
Exons: 1
Coding region: 1-1161 (386 amino acids)
Biological process (GO): glycerol-3-phosphate catabolic process; carbohydrate metabolic process
Cellular component (GO): glycerol-3-phosphate dehydrogenase (FAD) complex; cytosol; nucleus
Molecular function (GO): glycerol-3-phosphate dehydrogenase [NAD(P)+] activity; protein homodimerization activity; NAD binding
Source: RefSeq, a predicted model, not a curated record